This is a messenger RNA of Triticum urartu, 666 nucleotides long. NCBI's taxonomy places the organism in Eukaryota, Viridiplantae, Streptophyta, Magnoliopsida, Poales, Poaceae. The record is from RefSeq and is a predicted model, not a curated record.
AUGGCUGACGACAAAGUUCCUGAUUCCUAUAGUGCAACACCUACCUUUUCAAGGAAGAAUGGUUCAAAUGACCAAUGGGUUCUGCGACCAGAUGAAGUCACUUUCAUUGGUGUACUCUGCGCGUGUACCCGUUUAGGUCUCCUGGAUGCCGGGAAGGUAUAUUUCAACCAGAUGACCACGACAUACAGUCUCAGGCCAACAUUCGCACACUAUUGGUGCAUGGAGAAUCUGUAUGUGAGUGUUGGCCUUUUGGAAGAAGUAGAGGGCCUCUUGAAGAGCGUGCCAGAGGAGCUGAAGGCACGUGCAUUGGGUGGUUUGCUCGGGCUGUGCCGGUUCAGAGGGGAAUGGAAACUUGGGGAACGUAUAGCCCUCAGGUUGAUCGAGCUGGAACCAAGCAACUGUGCUCACUAUGCUCUGUUGUGUAGUGUAUAUGCUUCGGCGGGAAGAUGGGAAGAUACUCACAGGGUGAAGGCUAUCAUAAAGGAAAGCGAUGAGAGGUUCAGUCCUGGACACCGUCUUGUGGAUCUAAAUGAGAUUGCUAACGAAUUCAAAACUAGGGAGAGGCAACCUGAGAACCAGGAAAUAUAUGUUAUCCUGGAUGACUUGGUGUCAAAGCUGCAGUUUACAAGCAGAGAAGAUGAGCAAACUGAACCAGGGAUAAAAUAG